AUCCCGGCGGGAGUAGGGGUGGGAUGGCGGCGGCGGCGGCCGGAGCGGGCGAGGGGGCUGGAGCCGAGCUGCCGGGCGCCUGCCCCGGCGCGGACAGCGGGAAUGUGUCCCAGAGCCACAGCAGCGCCUCCGGCCUCGGGGAGCCGGAGGACGAGGACACCUCGGAGGCGUCGCUGAGCGCCACCGCCGCCGCCUACUCCGCGUACCUGCUCGCCGACCGCAGCCUCUUCAGCGAGCAGAUAGAAAGCUUAGACAAGAGUCUAGAAGACUUACUGACCAGAGUGGAUGAAUUCGUGGGAAUGCUGGACAUGAUUCGAAGUGAUUCCUCUCAAGUUGUCAAUGAAAGUAUACCUCAAAUUUACACAAAAGCAGUAGAAAUGAGGCAGAUAUAUAGGAAGAUUGACAAACUAGAGGCUUUUGUGAAAAUGAUUGGAAAUAGCGUAGCUGGACUGGAAGAACGGGUCAUAAAGGCAGAAACAGACCUUGGAGCUUUUCCAAGCACAUUCAAGAAAAUCUUGCACACAAUCAGCAUGCCAUCCUUCCUUAAUAAAUCAUCUUCCUCGCGACAACAACAGAUGCUCUAUGAACCUCCAGUCCUCUUCAAGACUGAAGACUAUUUUCCAUGUCUUAAUGAAGCACCUUAUUGAUGAUUUUUUCUUUGGGAUUGAUAUGAAUCAGCCAGAAUAGAGACAGCCAAGUGAACAAAAGAAAUGCUAACCUCAAAACAGCUGCAUUUCUGGGCACUAUUGAUGACAUAUUGCCAUUCUGGUUCUCAUUGUCUUCCUUCAGGCAGUAUUUUCAGGUAAUCUUUGUUUGUGUUCAUUAUUUCAAAAAUCUUCCUAAAACACCAUAUAAAUUUUCAGAUUAUUUUGGGGAGAGAAUUUAAGAAUACUUUGCCAUUAAUUUUUUUUUUAAUAGGAAAAUAAUAGGAAACAUACUUUUAUAUAUAAAUUCUUUAACACGUAAAUGUUUGUGCUGCUGCAAGUGUAAAUAGCUAUACCACAAGGAUGGUUGUUAUUUUGGGUUUUUUUCUUAAUGUAAUGAUGGAGGUGAAAGAAAAACUAUGCAUAAAACCAUCUACUCCAAGGUUUGAAGCCUGGUCCCUGCAGUUUGUACAGAGAAAUGCACCACAUUUGGGGUAUACUAGUUGCAAGGGAGGAAGAGGAAGCUCAUCAAGGACAUGACUGGAUCAUAGAAUCAUAGAAUCAGCUGGAUUGGAAAGGACCUCCAAGAUCAUUAAGUCCAACUCUUGAUCCACAUAAUCUAGUCCCAGUUCACAAAGCGAACAUCCUGCUCCCACUGACGAUCCUCAGAUCACAGUGACCAAGCCUCUAAUUAGUGCAUCAUUGUAUUGUUUAAUGUGUAGCCAGGUGGACAUGAGAUAGAUACAUCUAUGUCUAUAGAUACAUAUAAAACAAACAUGCUGAAAACUUGAGGCAGGGAUGUGCCUGACUGAGCCUUAGUCAGGCACCUCACCGGGGUGUUUUCUUUUCCCUCACAACUCUCCAUGUGGUUACUGGGACUUGCUGAUUGCAAUUUAUAUUGUCAAUAAACUAAUAGCUAUCUAAA
Molecule: messenger RNA, 1569 nt
Organism: Neopelma chrysocephalum (saffron-crested tyrant-manakin)
Lineage: Eukaryota; Metazoa; Chordata; Aves; Passeriformes; Pipridae
Gene: BLOC1S4
Product: biogenesis of lysosomal organelles complex 1 subunit 4
Exons: 5
Coding region: 24-647 (207 amino acids)
Cellular component (GO): BLOC-1 complex
Source: RefSeq, a predicted model, not a curated record